UUACUUUCCUUUCCAACAAAAUCUGUUCCUCUUCACUUUUGUCAGAUUUAUAAUAACAAACAUGCAUUCAGUUUCAAGCAAUCUUUGUUCUUUCAUUAGUGUAGGGUAAUUUCAAAUGUUCAAACUUUUGAAAAGUUUCAAAAAAUAACCUAAUCUUGACUAUAUAUAAUUUAGAGGGUUACAACUCAAAAAUCUAUGGAUUCCAUCUUCUUGUAAAAUUCAGCUUCAUAAUAUUUGUUUCAAAAUUUCAUAUUUUUUAAACCCCACAUGUUUUCUUGCGUGUGAUUUGGGUCUUCAGGUGGGCCAAUAUAACCCCCAUCGGAUAACGAUCAGCUUUUUGGAUCAGUUUCUAUGCGCCACUCCGUUUCAAAUCGAUGCACUUUUCUUUCAUCCGAUCAAGUCUCCCUUCAUUUGAUUUAGGAUACAGUUCUACAGGAUCUUUUGAUUUGGUGGCUGCAAAUUCUUUAGGAUUGUUUGUAAUGGGAGACUUGUAUAUCCAUGGAGGAAUCCGACAUAGUCAAUCAAUAGAUUACAAUAGUGGUUUGGGUAUUAUUAGCCCAUUUGCGCCGCAAGCAUUGUUUGAUGAUGUUUUUUCCCGUCUUCUGGCACUGACUUCUUACAUAAGUAACCGGUUCAUACAUUUUUUCGAGGAUCUUGUCUACAGAGAUGUUACUAGAUUCUCACAAGAUUUUGUGGUUGUUUCUUCCUAUCAAGAUCCGGGAUCUUCCAACCGGAAGUUUGUUUCUUGUUCUUCAAUUUCCAAGAAUCUUGGUACGACUCUUGAUAUACAUAAAAGAGACACUUCAAGUCUUGAAGAUCAUUCGACUGUUUAUUCGAGAUGUGAAAUGAUAGAAAAGAAGUUCUUUUAUGGCAGUAUCCACUUCAUUCUAAAAGGUUUGGAACUCACUAGAUUAUUUGUAAAAUCCACUUUGGUUCUAGCGUUGGCUCCCUACCAUAUCUCUUCUCAGUGUGCUAAACAUGCACAAAUUCACAUGAAAAGCUUUCUAUCUCGAGUACAGAUUACCUUUCACGGUUCCUCCAAUGAUAUUGGAUGGAUGCAACGGGAUCCUAACAUGGACCCAGUCAAAGACGGUUCUGCCAGAUUUUUAGAACAUCUAAAUGCAAUAAGGAAUGGAGAGCACAAACUACCUGGAUCAUACGUUUAUUUACUAAUUCCGGGAUUAUUUAGCAACCAUGGUCCGUUAUACUUCGUUAGCACCAAAAGGUUCUUUUCAAAAAUGGGCUUAGCUUGCCAUAUAGCAAAAAUACACAGUGAGGCAUCAGUGGAGUACAAUUCAUUGGUACUGAAGCAAUAUAUUGAAGAGCUGUAUUGGGGUUCAGGAAAACGUGUGAUGUUGCUUGGUCACAGCAAGGGUGGGGUGGAUGCUGCUGCUGCUUUAUCACUUUAUUGGUGUGAUUUGAAAGACAAAGUUGCGGGAUUGGCGCUGGUGCAAAGUCCUUAUGGUGGAACUCCAAUUGCCUCAGAUGUGAUGCGUGAAGGCCAGCUUGCUGAUAAAGAAACUCGGAGGAUCAUGAAGCUGAUAGUCUGCAAGAUCAUCAAGGGUGACAUAAGGUCUCUUGAGGAUCUAACAUACGAGAAAAGAAAGCAGUUCCUGAGCCAACAUAAGCUUCCAAAAGGAAUCCCACUGAUCUCGUUUCGUUCAGAAGCAAAUGUGGGACCUGGGGUCAUAUCAAUGAUGUCCCACAUAGCACACGUGGAGCUUCCUAAGAUUUCCUUCCUGGGACUUGGGUCCCACGAGUCUGACUUCGAGGUAGGACCCAUUGUGAAGCAUCAAGUGCCUGUUGUGGUUCCUGUGUCUGCUGCAAUGGCUGUGUCGGCUCUCCAUCUGCAACUCCGGUAUGGUGAGAAGAGUGAUGGGUUAGUCACGUGUCGAGAUGCUGAGGUCCCUGGCUCGGUUGUGGUUCGACCCGACCAAAAACUUGAUCAUGCAUGGAUGGUCUAUUCUUCAUGGAAAAAGAAUCAAAUAGGGGCCGAUGCUUCUGAGAUGUGUGAAGCUUUGCUAACGAUGUUAGUUGAGCUUGGAAAGGAGAAGAACAUCGGGAAUUAGUUUUAUGUUUUCCCGUUUUCUGUUUAAUGUUUUGUUAUAGGUUUACUUAAAUUUAACAUUUGCACUCAGUUCCUGCAAAAUCAAAUAUUGAUUUAAUCAACA
Messenger RNA from Helianthus annuus (common sunflower), 2171 nucleotides. RefSeq lists its product as uncharacterized. The record is from RefSeq and is a predicted model, not a curated record. Bases 375 to 2069 code for a protein of 564 amino acids. The transcript is spliced from 11 exons. NCBI's taxonomy places the organism in Eukaryota, Viridiplantae, Streptophyta, Magnoliopsida, Asterales, Asteraceae.